GAGCGAAAAAAAAAAAUGAAAAAACUUCCUUAGAUCUGAGCACCUGUGCCUCGGACAGACAAGACAACCCAUCGCACCCUUCCUUAAUUCACUUCUCCCAGAUUCUCCAGAAACCCUAGCCGCUUCAACCUACCUUCUUUUCCCAUCUCUUCUGCAAUCAACGCUCCACUACACACUCAACUCCUUAAAUCUAUCUUCUUUACCGAAAUUGCUCUUCAGCUCUUUACAAAAACUACUUCCGGCACAACAGUCCUCCUGAAUCUUUGGUGUCCUGUUCGAUGAGGGCCAUUACUGGUAAUGGGUAUUGAAGGUGCUCUCAUUUCUUGUUAAUGCACGGGCAAGUGCAGAGAUGGGCCUGAUUUCUGCGUUUUGAAUUGUGCUAAUUGAUCAGGGUUUUCAAAGUUUUCUUAUUUCCAUGGUAUAUCCUGUCUCCAGAGGCAUUCUGCUUUCAUUUGAUGACGACCGCCAAGAUACGCUUAGUGAUUAAAUCUUUUGAUCGCCCUUUAUCUUUUGGAAAGCAGUUUUUGGGGCGGAAGAUUGGAUUGCCUGAAAAACGAGUCUUAUAUACUGUGUUGCGAUCACCCCAUAUUGAUAAGAAGUCCAGAGAACAAUUUGAAAUGAGAAUCAAGAAACAAAUUGUGGAUAUAGAAACUGACACGCAGGAAUUGCGCAAGAAGUUCUUUUGGUUGAAACGUUUCCGAGCUCUUUAAGUAGGCCGUCGGCGGCUAUCUUUUUUGUUUUCGUUUAAAUCACCCUUUAGGAAAUAAAAGAGUACUUAUUUUCACUUCUUUUUACCAUUAAAGAUGGACAAGUCGAGCGCUUUGGAGUAUAUCAACCAGAUGUUCCCUACAGAGGCAUCUUUAUAUGGUGUCGAGCCACUCAUGCAAAAGAUACACAGUGAGAUUCGUCGUGUAGAUGCUGGAAUAUUAGCAGCUGUUCGUCAACAGAGUAAUUCAGGAACCAAAGCCAAGGAGGAUCUUGCAGCUGCUACGUGUGCUGUGGAGGAACUCAUGUAUAAGAUCCGAGAAAUAAAAGGCAAAGCUGAGCAAAGUGAGAUGAUGGUUCAGGAAAUAUGCCGCGACAUUAAAAAGUUGGACUUUGCAAAAAAGCACAUAACGACUACAAUUACAGCUCUUCAUCGUCUUACCAUGGUAGUCUCUGCUGUUGAGCAGCUUCAAAUUAUGGCUUCAAAACGACAAUAUAAGGAGGCAGCUGCACAGCUAGAGGCUGUGAACCAAUUAUGUAGUCACUUUGAAGCCUAUAGGGAUAUUCCAAAGAUCACAGAACUCAGGGAGAAGUUUAAGAAUAUCAAACAAAUUCUCAAGUCGCAUGUGUUUUCUGAUUUCUCCAGCUUAGGUACUGGAAAAGAGACAGAAGAAACUAAUUUACUACAGCAUUUAUCUGAUGCCUGCUUGGUUGUUGAUGCUUUGGAGCCAUCUGUGAGGGAAGAGUUGGUAAACAAUUUUUGCAGCCGUGAGCUUACUUCGUAUGAACAAAUUUUUGAAGGAGCUGAACUGGCUAAGUUGGAUAAAACUGAAAGGAGAUAUGCAUGGAUCAAGCGUCGAAUAAGAACAAAUGAAGAAAUCUGGAAGAUCUUUCCUCCUUCAUGGCAUGUUCCUUAUCGCCUCUGCAUCCAGUUCUGUAAGAAAACGAGGAAACAGCUUGAGGAAAUCCUGGAUAAUCUGAAAGAAAAACCAGAUGUUGGGGCUUUAUUGUUGGCACUACAACGAACUCUAGAAUUUGAGGAUGAAUUGGCUGAGAAAUUCGGCGGAGGUGCACGAAGCUUGGAGACAGGUAACGAGAUUGAGGAAAUAGGCAGGGGCAAAAAUACUAGUCAAAGUGUUUUAGAUAUUCGAAAGAAGUAUGAAAGGAAGUUUGCUGCACAUCAAGGAACUGGAAUUGAAGAAAAUGAUGGAAAGAAAGAGUUGUCAGUGCCUGGAGCUGGGUUCAACUUCCGUGGAAUCAUAUCAUCUUGCUUUGAACCUCACUUGACCGUGUAUGUAGAACUGGAAGAGAAGACAUUGAUGGAGAAUCUGGAGAAACUUGUUCAGGAGGAGACGUGGGAUAUAGAGGAGGGAAGUCAGAAUAAUGUUUUAUCAAGUAGCAUGCAGUUGUUUCUUAUAAUCAAGAGGAGCUUAAAGAGAUGCAGUGCUCUAACAAAGAACCAGACGCUAUUUAAUUUGUUCAAGGUGUUUCAAAGAAUUCUUAAAGCAUAUGCAACAAAACUUUUUGUAAGACUACCUAGGGGUGGAACAGGAAUAGUUGCAGCAGCCACGGGCAUGGAUGGACAGAUAAAGACUUCUGACAGGGAUGAAAGGGUGAUGUGUUAUAUUGUGAAUUCAGCUGAAUAUUGUCAUAAAACGCACAGGCACAGCAAUAGAUGGGGUCACGAAACUUAUGUUGUUCAAGCUGGCGGACAACCGAUUUCCAUACAUGACGCAUUAGGGCAGAUCAACUGGUUUACAGAGACAGCGAUAAAGAUUCGUGUGGUGAUGUUUUUUGGGACAUUGACCGGGUGUUCUUUACUUGCCAAGGCCCUCAACCGGGUCGUGAAGUUUCUGGCAGCGACUCUGUCGUUAUAAGCAGGAAGCGGCGAAAAAGGGAUUGAUGAGGGUCGGGUGUAGUUGCCGUUGUACUGGAGGAUUGCUGUCCUGGUGGUGUUGUCAAAUGGAGCGGUGGUGUCGGCGUAAGGAGUGGAAGCGAUGUAGUAGAGGCUGCGAGACUGGUUCGUGGUCACCAAAACGUCCAUUGUUUGGCCUGGGGUUAUCAUGAUCUAGUUGGCGGUGAUGGGCGUGCUGUAUGCUCCGUCUGCGCCGACGAUCGUCAGAUUGUGUUGCGCAAUCGCGAAGAAUUGUUCUUCGUUCAUCACCACAUUUAUGAUGCGAAGAAGAUACGUCUUCCCAUACUCAUGCCACUAAGUGGUAUGUUGUCCGUGAAACAUGAAAUCAAUAAAUUUAAUCAUCAAUUUCCUUGUUUGAUCCGUACCCUUAGUUAUAUGGAUCGGGAUCCCCUUCAAUUGGGAAAAAAUUAGAGAUUAUCCAAUUGUUAAUCGUAGCUCUUCAUUUUAAAUCCAAUGGUCUUUAAAAUCAUUUAAAUCUCGGUAAAAUAAAAGCCAAUAUUUAAUGCCUCGAUUAUACAAAAGCAGCUGACAUUUUAUAAACCAUUAGAUUUAAAAUGAAGAGCCACAAUUAACAAUUGGAGAAUCUCUAGUUUCUUAAUUCCCAGUUGAAGGGGAUCCGGAUCCAUAUAUAUAUAUCAAAUAAAUUCCAAUUUCUUCUCAA
This is a messenger RNA of Corylus avellana, 3281 nucleotides long. Its product is annotated as vacuolar protein sorting-associated protein 53 A. Gene Ontology annotation, cellular component: GARP complex. NCBI's taxonomy places the organism in Eukaryota, Viridiplantae, Streptophyta, Magnoliopsida, Fagales, Betulaceae. The record is from RefSeq and is a predicted model, not a curated record. Gene Ontology annotation, biological process: retrograde transport, endosome to Golgi.